UGUCAGUGUAUCCUGAUAACAUGGCUUGUGGUGAAGGCCAUCAACACCAUCCUUCUGCACUGGCUCAUCUUCCUGGUCGACAUGGACCCCAUCGUCACCAACUUUGCCACCAUGGACUUCCCCAACUGUGCAUCCACAUCUCUAUCCGGGCCCCUGACCACUGGGCAUCCGAUUACAUUAACUGCAAGGUGGUGAGGUCCAUCAAUGUGGAGCUGCUGAAGAGGCUUGUCCGUCUGGGAGACCUGGACACCAUCUUUGCUGGGCUUGGCUUCCAGAACUGUGGAGGAGCCCUUGAUGGGACACACAUCCCAAUCUGCACACCACCCCAUCGAGCAGCCCAGAUUAUUAAUCACAAGGGCUACUUUUCUAUGGUGCUGCAGGCCCUGGUCAACCACCGGGGACAGUUUAUAGACAUUUGUGUCGGGUGGUCGGGGUGGACACAUGAUUCCUGCAUCUUUCUCAACUUGUACCUGUACCACAGGUUGCAGGCAGGGAUAUUUUUCCCACAGCUGGACCUCACGCUUCAGGACAUGCUGAUGCCAGUGUGCAUCGUGACCUAUGUGGCCUACCCGCUGAUACUGUGGCUCAUGAAGUCCUACGCUGGCCACCUGGAUGCGAGCACGGAGCUAUUUAACACACAUCUUAGCCAGGCUCGCAUGCAGAUGGAAUGCGCAUUUGGCCACUUGAAAUGGAGGUUUCGUUGCCUCCUCACACGAUUGGACAUGAGCGAACGCAAACCAUCCCCGAGGUGGUAGCCGCAUGUUGUGUGCUUCAUAACCUUGUGGAGAGGAAAGAGGAGGCCUUCCUGGCAGGGUGGGGGACAGGUACUGAUGGCAAAGGGAGGUAAUUUGAGCAGCCCUGGACAGCUGCCAUCCGCCAGGCUCACCAGUCUGGUGUUCACAUCUGAGAGGCCCU
Pelodiscus sinensis (Chinese soft-shelled turtle) is the source of this 915-nucleotide messenger RNA. NCBI's taxonomy places the organism in Eukaryota, Metazoa, Chordata, Testudines, Trionychidae. The record is from RefSeq and is a predicted model, not a curated record.